Corylus avellana is the source of this 714-nucleotide messenger RNA. It is a transcript of the gene CDC25, whose product is annotated as Rhodanese/Cell cycle control phosphatase superfamily protein. Gene Ontology annotation, cellular component: nucleus; cytoplasm. Lineage: Eukaryota; Viridiplantae; Streptophyta; Magnoliopsida; Fagales; Betulaceae. The record is from RefSeq and is a predicted model, not a curated record. Gene Ontology annotation, molecular function: protein tyrosine phosphatase activity.
GGUAAGAUUCCUAGUGCAACGAGGUAGCUCCUCCUUUUUAUCUGGGACAGAAAGAGAAGGACGAAGAAAAGCAGAGGGAUGGCUCGGAGCGUCUCCUACCUAACUGGCUCUCAGCUGCUCUCUCUCAAACGCCGCCCCAAUAUUGCCAUCAUAGAUGUCAGGGAUGACGAGAGAAGUUAUGACGGUCAUAUAUCUGGGUCUCUGCACUAUGCGAGCGACACUUUCUCUGACAAGAUAUCCAAUCUUAUUCAGGAGGUGAAGGGGAAAGAUACCCUUGUUUUCCACUGCGCUCUCAGCCAGGUUCGUGGACCAACUUGUGCGCGAAAGUUUGCUAAUCAUCUUGAGGAGAUCAAGGAUGAUGCAGGAAUAAAGAACAUUUUGAUUCUGGAACGUGGCUUCAAUGGCUGGGAAGCUUCUGGUAGACCUGUUUGUCGCUGCACUGAUGUGCCUUGUAAGGGGGCGAGUGCUAGUAAUUAAUUGAAAGAAACCCUGGACGGGGGGGCCAUACAUUGUCAUGUUAUGGCCAUCUACAUUCAAUCUCGGUUAUCAUAAUUCAUGGCAAAACGAUUAUGUUAUUUACUUCAUAACAUAGAGAGUAUAUCAUGUGUUGCCUGUCCAUUUGUACACUACUUUUUAUCCUCCUCUAUUUUCUUAAGUAUUCUGGAGAGAAACCCAUGGAUUCUAUUAUGAAUGCAAAAAACAAUUUUGCUGUUA